CGCUCCAUCCACAGCCUCUGUCAGUUCACCGGACUGUCAUCCUUGGAGCGGCCGUCUGCAUCUCCACCUCGGAGCACUUUCUAUUUCCAUCGGGUUUCACAGGCAUGGAUACGAUUUAAGGCGAAGGGCACCACCGAACCGACUGCACUUUUCAUUUUUUUUUUCAAACAUCCCGUUAUCUCUCCCCAGCGGCAGAAUAAUAAUGAUGGAGUACUGGAGGCAGUGCGCGCUGUGGUUGAUAAACUGCAAGGUGCUCCCCGCUAGCCACCGGGUGACAUGGGAGUCUGCUCAGGUAUUCGACUUGGCUCAAACCCUCCGGGAUGGGGUCCUCCUGUGCCAUCUGCUCAACAACCUCAGACCCCAGUCCAUCAACCUGAAGGAGAUCAACCUCCGACCGCAAAUGUCACAGUUCCUGUGCUUGAAGAACAUCAGGACGUUCCUGAUGGCGUGCAGCGAGGUAUUCGGGAUGAAGAAAAGCGAGCUGUUCGAAGCCUUCGACCUCUUUGACGUCAGGGAUUUCGGAAAGGUUAUGGACACACUAUCUAAACUUUCCCACACGAUGAUUGCACAACAAACUGGAAUCCGGCCAUUUCCUACAGAGGAGAGUGUUGUAGACGAGGACAUCUACAAUCACCUGGAGGACCUCAUAGAUGAGAAUGAAGUUGAGGAUGAGGAGGAUCUGUACGACUGCGUGUACGAUGACGAAGAUGGCGGAGAGAUCUAUGAAGACUUGAUGAAGACGGAAGCCGUCCCUCCCCCGGCGUUCCAGAAACAGGCAGAGACUGACAUCAGGAGUUGCUGUUUAACAGAGAUCAAGCAGACGGAGGAGAAAUACACUGAGACCCUGGAGUCUAUAGAGAAGCACUUUAUGACGCCUCUCACCAUGUUUUUCUCCGUGACUGAGAUGGAGAAGGUGUUUGUGAAUAUACCGGAACUGGUUAAAGUACACAAAUGUUUACUGGUGGACAUCCAAGACUCGGUCCACCACAGAAGUGCCCAGAAUCUUUACCAGAUCUUCAUCAGUUUCAAAGAGAGGUUGUUGAUCUACGGGAAAUACUGCAGCCACGUGGAGACGGCCAUCGCCUCCCUGGAUGACAUCUGCAAAAACAGGGAGGACGUGCGCAUGAAGCUAGAGGAAUGCUCAAAGAGAGCCAACUAUGGCAAGUUUACACUGAGAGAUCUACUAGUGGUUCCUAUGCAGCGAGUCUUGAAGUACCACCUCCUAUUGCAGGAGCUGGUGAAGCACACUCAUGACGCCACUGAGAAGACUAACUUGAGGACCGCGUUGGACGCCAUGAAGGACUUGGCCCAGUACGUUAAUGAAGUCAAGAGGGACAACGAGACGUUGCGAGAAAUAGAUCAGUAUCAGAAAUCCAUCGAAAACCUGAAUCAGCCUCUGAGCAACUACGGGAGACCCAAAGGUGACGGGGAGGUGCGCGUGGCCUCGGUGGACAAACGAGCCAAACAGGACAGGCACAUCUUCCUGUUCGACGCCGCCGUGAUCGUUUGCAAGCGGCGCGGAGACAACUACGAAAUGAAGGAAGUGAUCGACCUGCACCUCUUCAAGAUCACCAACAACCCCACAUCGGACAAGGAGAACCGAAAGUGGUCCUACGGAUUCUACCUCACUCACAACCAGGGCCAGAGCGGCUUUGAAUUCUUCUUCAAGACCAAAGAGCUUAAAAAGAAGUGGCUGGAGCAGUUUGGCAUGGCCAUAUCGAACAUUCGUCCCGAGAAUGCAGCUAACAACUUCCACGAGUUUCGCAUGCACACCUUCGAGAGGAUCACCUCCUGCAACUCUUGCCACAUGCUGCUGAGGGGCAUCUUUAACCAGGGCUACUUGUGCUCCAAGUGUGGUUUGGGUGCCCAUAAAGAGUGCCUGGGUCGCUUUGGCAGCUGCGGAAAAACAGAUUCCGGCACCGUCAGAACUCAGGUCAAAGAUCGAGAUCCAGGUCUGCCCAAGAUGCUGGUCAUCAGGAACUACUUCGGCGCGCCGAGCCCCACGUCUGGCCCGCCGCUCAACAUCCAGACGGGUGACAUCAUCGAGUUAAUCUGCGCCGACCUUCACAGCCCCUGGUGGCAGGGCAAAAUCCUGUCGACGAAAGAGAUUGGCUUCUUUCCAAGCGAUGCUGUGAAGCCUUGCCCUUGUGUCCCGAAGCCUGUCGAUUACUCCUCUCAACCUUGGUUUGCAGGCCCCAUGGAGAGGCUCCAAGCGGAGGCGGAGCUCAUCAACAGGGUGAACAGCACCUACCUGGUGCGCCAUCGCAGCAAAGAGUUCACAGAGUAUGCCAUCAGCAUAAAGUACAACAACGACGUGAAGCACAUAAAGAUCCUGACCAAGGAGGGCUGCUUCUACAUUGCAGAGAACAAGAAGUUCAGGAGCAUAUUAGAGCUCAUUGAGUACUACAAACACCACUCCCUGAGAGAAGGUUUUAGGAGUCUGGACACCACGCUGCAGUUUCCUUACCGGGAACCAGAGAACGCUGCUAUGCGCCGCCUCAACCGAGCUGGUGGCAACACCCCAUUGCUCUGCGGCCUCUCUCUUGUAACUCCUGCCGGCUACAGCUUUGUACCUCCUUCCUCUGCUCCCUUCUGGUCAGUGUUUACACCCAAAGUGAUCGGCGUGGCGAUCGCGCGGUACGACUUCAGCUCGCGGGACACGCGGGAGCUCUCGCUGCAGGAGGGAGACGUGGUGAAGAUAUACACAAAAACCGGAGCCAACGGCUGGUGGAGGGGCGAGGUCAACGGCAGGGUGGGCUGGUUCCCAUCCACAUACGUGGAAGAGGGCGAAGAGUGAAAGGUCUGACAUGGAAAGAAGAGCAAGAUUAAAGAAGAGUGGCGCCAGUGGAGUAAGCAAAUGUGCACACACCGUGACAGAAAGAGUGAGGAGCGUCUGCGCCGCUGCAGUGUUACUUCUCAGUGGACGGCAGGCGGCUUCACUCUCCUCCUGCCCUGUUGCCUAAAACCAUCCCAGAGGCCUUUGGGUGACGAAAGGGCUGUAGUACAUUGCAGAUGCAAAGAUGCCCGAUCAUUUCUGGUUGACUCUGUGCGGCUAAGCGACUCCACCAACUAGCAGCUUGCCUGUCAGCGGGGCACAAGACCUCGCCAGACAACCCCCCCCCUCUCUUCCUCCGUCCAUCCAUAAUUCAUCCUUCACUCCCUGGCCCAGCCUGCUGCAACCCCCCCCCCCUCAACUCCCACCUGUUUCCGCCUGCCAAGUCGACCGUCGCCAAAACCUGUCAGGAGCAGAUACUCAAAUUCCAUUCAUCCGCUCAUCCAUUCAUCCCCCUCAACACCCAGCGUGGGAACGGAGUCACCUGAGAGCUGGAGGAGACCCGCGCCGUAGUAGAAGUCGUCGUUUCCUUCCCCUUUCAUCCCCACUCAGAUGAGGCUCGAGUCGGCUUUGACCUUGCCUGCGCGUUUGCUCGACUAAUGCAGGCGGUUAUUGAUGACUCGAUGACCCGCAUUCAUAAACAUCCACAGCCCACCUCUCCUCCCUCUUUCAGAUUACGAUCGGCACGCACUCUCACAGGAGGGAGGUUUGAGGAGGGAUAGCAUCGCUGCACAGUUGCCAGCAAUUGAUCGCUGUUGUUCCUAUUUUCCUUCCACCUCCUACAUUCUUUAUCUCCAAACCAGCCUCUCAUGUUUUUAGUUGUCUCGGGCGUUAGCGAUCUCCUGGUCUUAUCGGUGGCAGCUCUGUCAACAUGAGCCCAUUCGCAGAGGGUUUAUCUUACUGGAGGCAUUAGAGGCUUGUCAGAGCUACCUGGGAGCCACCUCCCCUCUUAACCCGGAGAGAAGAUAAGACAAGCAGAUGAAACACAAAACACAUAUUGCUAUUUUUUGUCUUUUUUUUUUUUUUUUUACCUCCAUAUUCCUCUGAAUCAUUUACAGGAAUGAUGAAUAUCACGUGUUUGAUUGCUUGCCUUCUCACAGAGCGCGCCAAUAUUGCACUGAGAGGCUGUGACCUCAGAUUUUUUUUUGCAACGUUUCCUCGAGACUAUGCAUCGGAAUAAUUUGUCAGACUUUCUUCAGGCUCUCGGUACAGACCUGGCCUCUUUAGCUGCAACUGCUGUUCAUGAAAAUAUUCUCUCAAAUAUACAGUUUUGACAGAAACUUUGAACGCUUUCAGAAAUGUUCCUCCGGUUGCAGUAAGAGGGGAAAAAAAAAAAAAAAAACGGAUUCAAGUCCAAAACAGUGAACUGUGUGUGUGGCUGGGAGGUGAGGCCGAGGACUCCUCAGCAGGUGGCGUAUGUGCAUCUUUCCCUGCUGUAAAACCCACUUUUCAGACCGCCUUUGUUUUAAAUAUGUACAUACGGACCGUUUUUAUUUAACUCACGACCCGGUGAUAUGCGUCUGCACAAUGAGCAACAGGAAAGCUGCCACAUCACCUGACCACAGAGUAAAAUCGGAUUCCUGUGAAGAUGGUCAAAACACUACUUUGAACUGGUUCUCUGAUGUCUUGAGUUUGAAGUUGUUCUUUGGCUGCAUUUUCAGUUUCUCCUCAGAUAACACACAGCAUUUUUCUUUUUUUUCUUUUUUUUUUAACAUCGUCCAUUGCUUCGCUUGUAAGGCAAACUGCUAAUUUAACAUGCAGUGUACAUAGAAUACAAGAAGUAAAACAGAAAGAAGCAGUGUUCCCUGGUUGACCACAUUGUUCAGAGUGUGACUUGAUGAGUUGUUAUCAGCUUCUUGCCGCUAACUAGGGGAUGCCGCUACAUACCCCCUCUCCCCAUGUCUUCAUUACAUUGGUACCACUGACUGUUGUUGCAGGAAUAUAUUUUGUGAGUGUGAGUAAGGAUGUAUUGCAAAGAUAUGCUUUUCUAUGCUCUUAAUGAAGCCAUUAUGUUUGAAAAUCAUUGAUAGCCCCCUGCUAGCCCCGUCACCCCACCCCAUGCCUUCAUGAUAUGUAAGACAAUUCUUUUUUUUUGAUUGUUCAAUUUCUGUACUGAAGAAAUUGUGUCAGUCUAAUGUGUUUCUUUAUCGUGACGCCUCCCUGUUCCACUACCCUAUAAUCAACAGUGUCUUCAUGUGACCACUAGAUGGAAGCAUCCUAAACACAGCUCUCCCUCUCAGAGCAGUCACCUUGGUGAAGUUUGGAGAUGACAUCAUCUGAUUAGGAGGUGAACCAUAUUUGAGGAAGCAGCAGCAGCAGCAGCCUCAGACAUGCGUCUGUGACUGGGAAAGAAAGAGUGUUAACGAUAAGACCAAAACACGCGGGAUCUGAUUGUACAAUAAAGUUACAUUGACCGCGAUAUCUUUCCCGACUUUUGCCCAACAUUUCCAAUAUUCAGGGAACUCUGUGUGCACUAAGAGGAUUUCUCUUCCCCUCCUUCUACCCACAAUAUGUGCCGCCUCUGAACAGUCAGACAUUAAACUUGUAAUGUCUUUAGGGUGCGAUCCAAAACCAGCCUCUAUCUCUAUCCCAUCUUGGAAGAACCGGAGAGUCAGAGUGGGCUUCUCUAAUCGCACACUCUGGUAAUCCACUCCCACUCACCCCCUCCUCCUCCUCCCAGAUGAACCCUGACAGCGGGGCCAUUUACAACUGCAGGCCUUCCCCUCUUAUGAGGGCGCCUCCAGACUUUUUUUUGUGUGUGUGUGUGUGUGUGUGUGCGCGCGCGGGAGGGAGGGAGGGAGGGAGGGAGGGACGGGAGGAAGGCUCAAGGGUAUCUGUGAUCUAAUCAUUACACCAUCUCCUCACCUCGGCGACCCCGCUGCAUCCAUCUCUCUGUCGGCUCCCCUCUCGCUCGCUCUAGCUCACCGUGUCACUUCCCUUCUCCGCCGCUCUUUACUGCUCUCUUUCUCCAUCUAUCUUUCAUCCAAUCUCUGUCCUCUCAGUUUCUCUCUGUAUUCUGUCCCUCACCUCCACGCUCUGUAGGCUGUAACCGCCGCUGCUGUAUGUUGCCGGGAGGAGAAUGGUAGAUUUAGGGAGGAGGGAGGCGGCCUCGAAACAAUAGUUUAACCACAAAUGAGUAGACUUUGAUAAUACAAUUAAUUUUUAAAAAAUGGCUCUCACCCUCGUGACCUUAUAUAGCGGCAAGGAUUUGGGGCUCAACAGAAAACAUACACGCAGAAAACAUGCCAUAGCAACGCACCUCCUCUAAUUUAUUUAGCCCUCAGCGCUCCCCUCUCUGUGUCUGUGAUUUGUAACCCAGAUGAAGCCAAAGAUGUAUGCUGUACUCGCCGUACGCUCAGUGUUAUGUCUCAUAACCACGGUACCCGACCGCUGUGGCCUAACUCUAAAACCGUGCAAUCCUGACUGUGUAGCAUAACUGUGUAUUGUUGCUGUAUCAUACUGUAAAUGAUGUACAUAGCACAUAAUAAAGAUAUACACUGCUUCUUCUAAUGA
Molecule: messenger RNA, 6346 nt
Organism: Mugil cephalus (flathead mullet)
Lineage: Eukaryota; Metazoa; Chordata; Actinopteri; Mugiliformes; Mugilidae
Gene: vav3a
Product: guanine nucleotide exchange factor VAV3
Exons: 28
Coding region: 203-2797 (864 amino acids)
Biological process (GO): intracellular signal transduction; cell migration; regulation of GTPase activity
Cellular component (GO): plasma membrane; cytoplasm
Molecular function (GO): guanyl-nucleotide exchange factor activity; protein binding
Source: RefSeq, a predicted model, not a curated record